Messenger RNA from Lontra canadensis (Northern American river otter), 1908 nucleotides. It is a transcript of the gene CISH, whose product is annotated as cytokine inducible SH2 containing protein. Gene Ontology annotation, molecular function: 1-phosphatidylinositol-3-kinase regulator activity. Gene Ontology annotation, cellular component: phosphatidylinositol 3-kinase complex. NCBI's taxonomy places the organism in Eukaryota, Metazoa, Chordata, Mammalia, Carnivora, Mustelidae. Gene Ontology annotation, biological process: intracellular signal transduction; phosphatidylinositol phosphate biosynthetic process. The transcript is spliced from 3 exons. The coding region runs from base 86 to 859 and encodes 257 amino acids. The record is from RefSeq and is a predicted model, not a curated record.
GGGAGCCCUUCGCCCACUGGCUCGCUCCAGUCGCCGCCGUCCGGCCGAGCCCCAGCUCCGGAGCUGCCGCUGCCGCUGCCGGGACAUGGUCCUCUGCGUUCAGGGGCCUUGUUCUUUGCUGGCUGUGGAGCGGAUCGGGCAGCGGCCCCUGUGGGCCCAGUCCCUGGAGCUGCCCGAACCAGCUAUGCAGCCUUUGCCUGCCGGGGCCUUUCUGGAGGAAGUGGCAGAGGAGACCCCAGCCCAGCCGAAGAGUGAGCCCAAGGUGCUGGACCCAGAGGAGGACCUGCUGUGCAUAGCCAAGACCUUCUCUUACCUCCGGGAAUCUGGCUGGUACUGGGGUUCCAUUACGGCCAGCGAGGCCCGGCAACACCUGCAGAAGAUGCCAGAAGGCACAUUCCUCGUCCGCGACAGCACCCACCCCAGCUACCUCUUCACCCUGUCAGUCAAAACCACCCGAGGCCCCACCAAUGUGCGCAUCGAGUACGCCGACUCCAGCUUCCGCCUGGACUCCAACUGCCUGUCCAGGCCACGCAUCCUGGCCUUCCCCGACGUGGUCAGCCUGGUGCAGCACUAUGUGGCCUCCUGUGCCGCCGACCCCCGGAGCGACAGCCCUGACCCUGCACCCACGCCGGCCCCGCCUACUCCGAAGGAGGAUGUGCCCGGCGACCCGGCGCUGCCCGUGCCCACAGUCACGGCCGUGCACCUGAAGCUGGUACAACCGUUUGUGCGCCGAAGCAGUGCCCGCAGCCUGCAGCACCUGUGCCGCCUCGUCAUCAACCGCCUGGUGGCUGACGUGGACUGCCUGCCGCUGCCCCGGCGCAUGGCCGACUACCUCCGGCAGUACCCCUUCCAGCUCUGACCUGCCAGUAUGGCUGCCGGGCCUCAUCCGGCCAUACCCUGGAGGGGACGCCAGCCCCAGCUGGACUUGGGCUCUCGUCAUCCCUCCUCAGGUCACCCGGUGUCUGUGUGCACCUGACCAGCUGGAGCAGGAAGAGUCAGCAGGAGCGAGGCUACAGGGGUGGGGGAUGUCUGGAAAAGCAUCCCACAACCUAGAAGUCAGCCCCCCCAACCCCCAUGUGGCUGGGGUGAGCCAUGGGUCAGAAGAGAGGGAGACAGGCAGGACCUGUCUCAUCCUGUGGGCUGGGCCCAGGCCCCCACUUGCCUGCUAUGGCCUCCUGAACUAUGUAGACUUUGCCGGCCCUGGUUUCUCAGUCCACAGGGGUAGGGCGGGCCCCCUCCUUCCAGCCACCCUGUCUCAGUGCAGAUGGUGGCUAGAGGAACUGAGGCUGGCAGUGACGGUCCCCCCAGUGGGGGAAUAGGCCAGGCUGGGGGACUGCCAAGUUAUACAGUAUUUAUUUAUUUAUUCUCUUUGGGUUAGUCUCAAGCUGACCCAACCCCACGUCUCUGCCCUGAGCCCCAAGUGCUCUCGAGACCCCAGCUCUGCCCCAGCUUCUCUGGUUCUUCCUUGUGGAAAGCCCCACCCUGAGACCUGUUGCUGGACCCAAGGCAGUUCUGGAUAUCCUGGCACUGACCCACCUACCUGUGAAUGUGUCCCCCACUCUUCUGCCCCCAGCUCUGCUUUGGAAGGGUAGAUAAAUGGACAAGAAAAUAGGAGCCUGGACGUCAGUGCCCAGCAGAGCCCACCUCUCCCCACCCCUGCAGGGCAGAGCCCUACCUGCACAGAGCUGGUCUGGCUGGGCCACGGGCCUGCGGGAGCGCGCGGGUCGCCCCGGGUGUGCUGGGCCCACUUCCUGCCUGGGAAGGCACCUGCACGUGAGAGGAAAAGGCAUACAUAUCUGUAAGACUUCAUCAAAUAAUUAUUAUAACAAGCAGAGCCCAGUUUGGUAGUCUUUUUUCUUCUACUGAUUUUUCUGUAUUGACAAUAAAAUUGUACUUUUCAUUUAAGGA